AUGAGUUCCAAUAUUAUCCUUUGCGAGACAGGGUAUUAUCGAUCUGCCUGCGUCGAAUGCCAGCGCAGGAAACAAAAGGCAAGUUCCGAUCGAAUCUACAGCCCUGUCGGAUCGUUCACACCCAGUCCCACGCCGCCAGCUGCCGGUGCUCCUAGCUCCCAUCUCCAUCUCAACCGUCGUCCUCCUUUGGGCAACAUUGAGACUCUCUCUUCUCCCAAAGUCGCCACAACUUGCAAUCGUGAAUGGCCCUGUGACAGCUGCCGCCGUCGUAAGGUUCCCGAUGGCUGUCGCUACAACGAAAGCUCAGUCCAAGGGGAAUCUGCCUCCGCCUCGGACAAGGUCGAUAUCUUUCCGGAUCACUCGGCCAAUCGAGCCAAUCUCAAUGCCAGCGAGGGCCAGGUUUUCGAGGUCCUGGCCGAACGUACCUUUAUAAAUCUAGGCAUCGACAGCGCUCCCAGGGAAGAUGCGCCCCCGGAACAGACCUUGGACAUGGUCCAACUUGGCUCUUCAAUCCAAUUUGAUCGCCUUAUUGAGUUACUGCCCCAGCGACGGUUAAUGGACGAUCUCAUCCAACUGUUCAUCAACGAUGUCAACUUUCACUACUACAUAAUAUAUCCUCCCCUAUUUUUGCAGGAGUAUCAUAUCUGGUGGGACCGUCGCGCACAAAGCAAGCCCAUCUCCCUGCAAUACACUUGCCUGCUCGCCAUGCUCUGCUCUUGCACCAUCCAACAUGUUGCGGAUGACUUGGAAAGGGCAGUACUGGCCGAGUAUCGAGAGCCCAUCCAUCCUGUAUCUGACAAGAUUCAUGCCGCCGUACGUGAGCUUUCUGGCGUCAUUCCCGUCGGCCACUACCACAUGAUGAAUGUUCAGCGCUUGAUUCACUCUUGUUAUUGGUACAAGGCUGAGGCUCGGUUUGUGGAAGCCUGGCAUGUCCUGAACCAGGCAAUACUUGAGGCCAAGGAGCUUGAACUGCACAUCGAGCCCAAGCCGAACGCGGUGUCCGACUUCGACCGCGAGAUGCGUCGACGUCUUUGGUGCAUCCUUGACACCUGGGAUUGGCAAAUAUCUUCGGGUUUGUCCCGCCCCAAACUCAUUGACCGUGGUGGCUGCACUGCCGAACUUCCUGAACUCACUCUGGAGAACUACGACCCUUCCCCAAUGGAGCAUAUGAAGAUGCAGUCCCAGCUGACUCGUGAGCUGGCAACACGCUUUGGAGCACCCAAAAAUAUUAUUUCAACCCAGGAGGUCCAGGAAUACAAGGAAAUCAUCCUUUCCUGGGUCCGCCGCUUCCCCAAGAUUUACGACUUUUACGACCCGGACAUGUCGAGGGAUUCUGUUCACCCCUGGAUCUUCCCCCACAGAUUCUACCUUUACACCAUGGCCUGUUUGUUGAUUCUGAACCCUAUCCGUCAUUACAUGGUCAAAUCAUACACAAAAGACUCUCCCGCGGAUGACCUGACUUGCCGCGCAGACGGACUAUUCUUUUCGCUGAUCCUCCUCAAGACACAGCGGAAAUGGGUUGAUAAAAUCAAUGGCAGAGACGGGCGUCUGCAUUUUAUCGUGUUUUCCAUCUUCGACACCGCUGCUAUCCUUUGUACUGCUCUGGUAAAGGACCACGCCAACACCAUCGAGAAUAAAGAGGACGUCUUGCAUGCUAUUGCGGAGUCUACUGCUAUGCUCAAGGCUUUGGUCAACAUCUCAGAGACAGCCAAGAUGUCUCAUGACAUUCUGUACCGCCUCACCAAGAAGCUCAAGAAGCCCAGCGCGUCAAAAGAGUCUGGUGACACGGGUCGGAAGCGCACAAAGAUUGUGCCUGUCGCGCCAUCGCAAUCCACUUCAUCUAAGGCCUCCCCCGCCGCUGCCUCCACAAAGCAAAAAGGUGCAGCGCCCAAGAUAAACCAGUCGCGUGCGUCUACUAAGGUCGCUUCCAACGCUUCGCAGUCCUUGCCAAAUGGUACCGCCUCACAGUCCAUGCCGGGUGCCAACACUUCACAGUCCUCAUCUGCUGGAUAUGUGUCUUCUGAACAAGCAAACCCAGAUAGUUACAGCAUUUCCUCGACCAACUUUGACGGCUACAGCAACCUCCCACCACAAUUGGAUGCGUACAGUCACCCUCCGGCCACGGCUCCCCCGAUGCCUGCUCAUGUUAGUGCGUCUGCCGCAGCGCAUACAAUGGUGCAGCCCGUGCCCAGGGUGAACGCUCCACAAAUGGCCCAUCAACCAAUGCCACGAAUGGCCGGUGACCAAAAUGGUCAUAGCAUGCCGCAGCAGUCCACGAUGCACAUGCAAAUACCCAUGCCCAUGGCCAACCCCAGCUACUUCCAGCUAAUGCACCCAAGUAUGCCGCCGUCUCUCGAACCGAACCCGCCUCUAGACUAUAACUCGCCUCAGCCCGGCCCUGCCGUACAGCCCGUCGGCUACGCGCAGCCGCCGCCUCUAGGCACCGGGAUUUUCAACAUGAAUGUCGCCGACGGCGUCCCAGCCAUUGCCAACCUCUGGGACGCUCCGGCUGGACCCAUUGCGCCCGUCAUCUCCUACUCCAUUUUGGGUCACAACGUGCCCGUCAACGUCGUGCCACAGCCGCGCGAGCUCUAUAUCGGCCAGCAGCAGGAGCACAUCGUACCGGAACUCAACCUAUCCAACCUGACCGAGGCUGACAUUGGCGGGCUCGCGCCCCUGUGGAGCUGGCACUCGAGCAACCUGUUCCCCGAUGAUACGCAAAACGGACCCCCUGCGUAG
Cordyceps fumosorosea ARSEF 2679 is the source of this 2739-nucleotide messenger RNA. Its product is annotated as Fungal specific transcription factor. Bases 1 to 2739 code for a protein of 912 amino acids. The transcript is spliced from 5 exons. NCBI's taxonomy places the organism in Eukaryota, Fungi, Ascomycota, Sordariomycetes, Hypocreales, Cordycipitaceae. Gene Ontology annotation, molecular function: DNA binding; zinc ion binding; DNA-binding transcription factor activity, RNA polymerase II-specific. Gene Ontology annotation, cellular component: nucleus. Gene Ontology annotation, biological process: regulation of DNA-templated transcription; DNA-templated transcription. The record is from RefSeq and is a predicted model, not a curated record.